This is a messenger RNA of Wallemia ichthyophaga EXF-994, 2307 nucleotides long. RefSeq lists its product as uncharacterized. The coding region runs from base 1 to 2307 and encodes 768 amino acids. Gene Ontology annotation, cellular component: small-subunit processome; nucleolus. The record is from RefSeq and is a predicted model, not a curated record. The transcript is spliced from 3 exons. Gene Ontology annotation, biological process: maturation of SSU-rRNA from tricistronic rRNA transcript (SSU-rRNA, 5.8S rRNA, LSU-rRNA). NCBI's taxonomy places the organism in Eukaryota, Fungi, Basidiomycota, Wallemiomycetes, Wallemiales, Wallemiaceae.
AUGAAACCGUCUUUGCUACCGUUAGACGCUGGCCCAAGCGCUGUUCUCGAGAAGAGGUUGCUCGAAUCGAGGAACAAGUCCAAGUACUUCACUACUUAUGUAUUCCGUAUACCAUUUAGCCAUCGCUCAAUCCCAAUUCCCAUCCCAAGGGUUUUUGAGCUUCUGGUUGACGAUUCUCCACCUCAACAUAUCUCCACGCGUUCCAGGCGAUCUGAGCGUACUUUUCACUCCAAAUUGAAGCUUUUGUUUCUCUUGGUUGUAGUUGCUUUCGCUGCAACUUUCAUUUUUAUCUCUUUCCUUCAAAAAGUGGCUCAAGAUCAUCAAAUUGAACUUCCUUCCCCUUUUCAAGCCGCAACUACACUCCAAUUCACCAACGAUGAGCUUAAAUUGUUUUGGUUGGCUGAAAUUGACGCUGGUCGCUAUCCUUCCAGUAGAAAACUCCCUGAUUCCCUUCAAUUUGACGAUUACAUCAAGAAUCCUGCAUUACCUACUUUCGAAUACUUAGCACCUAUCGUACAAUCCCAAAUCUUAUCUUAUUCUGAUACCUCCACUUCUACUUCCCCUUACCCUCUCAACAACUCUGUUAUCCCUAUGGGUCCUAAUCGCUACUACUACCACAGGGAUAGCAGAGGCUCGGCUUAUCCACCCCGCCCUAUUCCAUACUCUGCACUCGAUUUGGAUGUUGUUAUGGAACACUGCGAUUUUUCUACCCAUCAAUACGUUAGAGAUUGUCUUGAGGUUCUCACUGUUGGUGCUGGUUUAGAUGUUGGUAACCACAUUCACAGAGGAAAGCUCAACAAUUGGUUGCACCACUUUACCACAAGCAACCCUCCUCAACAGAACCUCUCAAGUCUUCCUCAAAUGAAUCAGGAUAAACAGAGUGACAGUUGCGAUCCAGAGAAUCCAAGGAUUUUUCACAUGUUUUGGGCAGGUCCUUUCACAGACAAGCCUUAUCUUGCUCUUCUUUCAUUCCUUUAUACGCAGAAUCUUGGUUUACACGUCAAGAAGGGCACAGAGCAAAGUCAACCUGAAGCUUGUAAACCACAAUUCUGGGUGUGGAUCAAUCCAGGACCUGCUUCUUCAAUACCAAACUCGAAUGCCGUCACAAAUAUGUUCGAAUCUCUUACGGCAAAUCCAUGGAGCUCGCCAUUCCUUCAUGAUCGUUUCAACAAGUCGAUCAAGUUCAAAAUGUGGAACACUACCGAGCAACUUGACGGUGUGCCAGAGCUUGCGCCAUACUGGAGAAAUCAUGAGUUAUUCAACUCUGGCGGUGUGCGUUAUGGUAGUCCAAAGAAGCAAGAGAAUCAAUCACAGCCAAAAAAGAAUGAACAGGUAGAUGAACAAAGAAAGAAUCGUGAAGCAGAGGAGGACGAUGCUGCACAAGCAGCUGCAGAGAAAGUUGAAAAUAACAAAAACACCCUAAAUGCCCCAGUUGGGGGGUUGGAUGAGGAAGAUGGUACAAUGGAAAAUAGAGUUGGAUCAACAUCUGAUUCUAACUAUGAUCGUAUCACUGUGGUUCUUUCGGAUAUGGCUAGAUUCAUACUCACGCAUCGCUUCGGUGGUAUCUAUAUUGACGCUGAUACACUCUUUUUGAGAGAUUGGGAGGAACUUUGGGGAUGGAGUGGUGCAUUCGCGUAUAGAUGGUCAAGACUUGAAAGUUAUAACACAGCUGUGUACAAGAUGCACAAAAACUCUCAACUCGGUAGCUUCCUCUUCAAGACGGCAUUAGCGAAUGGGUUUGAUUUCCAUCCUAUGACGAUUAGUAAAUACACUAGAGAAGCGCAACUCGAUAAUUUGCUGCUGCGACUUCCGGACGCCCUCUUUGAUUCUGCGUGGCUCAACACGGAGAAUUUCCAGAUGGACCGGCCGCCGUUCCCAUUUUUAAAGGAGUUUAAGCAUCUCUUUGAAACACCUCCAUUAGACUCGUCAGCACCGUCAGCUGGUGGAUUUGAAUCAUUUUACAGAGGUGCUUUUUCUUACCACUUCCACAACCACUGGUGGUUGCCUUUCGAUCCAUCGCGGAAUUUCCCAGAUCUUGGAACAAGAUUUUCAGCUGGAGAGGAGAUAGCUCGCAGCGAGCUGAGGAAGGGUGCCGGAGCAGCGCCUGUGAAUCCAGGGCCAAAGAAGCCAUCGAAGCAGGAUGAUUUGCAGCACGCAUUUGCAGGUGAUAAAGAUAGGACAAUAGAGAUGGAGGAAUCACAGACGAGCGAGGAACAUGAUCUCAGCUGGUCGACGAUAAUCAAGCGUACAUUUGAGGCGUAUAUCCGUGGGGAGCGGCCUAAUAUGUAUGGAGAGUACAUUGCGUGA